Molecule: messenger RNA, 865 nt
Organism: Caenorhabditis elegans
Lineage: Eukaryota; Metazoa; Nematoda; Chromadorea; Rhabditida; Rhabditidae
Gene: timm-23
Product: Mitochondrial import inner membrane translocase subunit TIM23
Exons: 3
Coding region: 5-733 (242 amino acids)
Cellular component (GO): membrane
Molecular function (GO): transmembrane transporter activity
Source: RefSeq, marked reviewed
GAAAAUGGGUUGGUUCGGAUUCGGCGGUAACCCAACUGACACUCCAUCGUCAUCAGCAGAAGUGUCCGCUGCUCCGAUCGAUCUCAGUGCCGGAAUGAACUUCUCCGUGCCGGGAUUCGAUGCUCCAGCGCCAGAACCAUCAGUGCCGGAUCAUUCUCCAUUCCCGGCGGCACCCGUCCUCGCCUUGGAUCAACUGAAAUCUGCUGGAGUAGGAGUUUCCCGGCAAAUGACACCCUAUGUGCAGAUGGAUCCCUCAAUGUUUGCUUCUCAGCAGCCGCAAUACAUUAUGCCGGAAGGAGGUGUUGCUGGAAAGGGAAAAUUCGAAUUCGCGCUAGGACAUAUCGGAUGGGCCGUCGGCGGAGCAUUCGGUGUUGGAUGUGCUCGCGGAGCUCUCGGUGAGCUUAUGAACCCGGAAACCCGUAAAAUGGUCGGAAAACCAUGGAUGACACGUAUGGUGAACGCAACGAUGAAGCAUGGCUCAGGAUUUGCUCAACCGUCUGGAGCAAUCGUUUUUAUGUAUUCAGCGCUGGAAAUCGGGCUCCGAUCGGUACGUGCUGAGGAUGAGCUUAAUGGAUUUGGAGCCGGAGCACUUACCGGAGCAAUUUAUCGAUCACCGCAUGGAUUGAAGGCUUCCGGAGUUGGAGCACUUGUUGGAUUGGGUAUCGCCGCUGCGUGGACUUUAUCGAGCACUGAUUCGAGACAACGACUCUCCGAAAUGUUCAGUAAUCAUUGAUUUAUUGAUUGAUCUUGUUUUUCCCUGGUUUUUUUGUUAUUUUUCUCUAAACAUCCCGUUUAUAGCAGCCUAUCCUCCUUUUUUUGUUCCUAGUAGUUUUUUUAGUAUUCGAAUAAAAAUUAUGUUCAUUUU